CUGCAUUCAGACUUAAAGGAGCGAGAGAGGAGAGCUCUUGUGAGGCACCAUGAAGACUUUGUGUGUUGCUGUUGUUGCACUGAGUCUCAUCUCAGCAUGUCGGCCUUCAUCGUUGGCCUGUGAAAUGUUGCUGCAACCAAUGGAUCAAGAUCCAGAGGUACUUGGGAGAUGGUACGUUAUAGCUUUGUCCUCAAACUACUGCUGGGUAGCGUCAAUGUUCAAUACUGUCCUUGCUCCAAGUAUUCAACUGGAUGUUACCUCAGCUGGAAAACCACACUACUAUGACGUCAACUUUACAUUAAAAGUAUCUGAGUUUUGUGACAGUAAAAGCAUACAAUUCUUCCAAAAGAGCAACAUGGCAGUUGAAGUUCGAUCCAUCGACGAUGUCCCAAAGACUCAAAAAGGUGCGAUUAUUUCCAGUCGAUGUCAAGACUGCCUUGUCAUCAGAGAGGAUGGCUUAGUUAACAUGGUUGCUCUUCUCAGUAAAAGACCAAACGUCACCUCAGCAGAGAUGAAAGAGUUUGAGGUGCAAGCAGAUUGUCUGGGCAUGUACAGACCUCAAGUCCUGAACGCUGAUUUCGAUUUAGAAAACUGCAAACCUUUGACAAAUGUGGAGGUUGAUGAAAAAUUUGCCGCUCAUAUUCCAGUCAGAGUGAGGAACAUGUUCUCAGGACUCUUCACGUGUACUUCAGAAAAACUCCUUUAUUAUCCCCGUGCUAUCUUUGGAUGGGCUCAACACACGUUGAGCAAUAUUUGGUAAACUAAUACAGUGUAAGCGUCCAGGAAUGGUCAUUUUUCAUGUACAGUUUGACCUCUUCAGUAUCCGGUCAUCUACAGACAUAAUUCUGCCUCUGUGUGCCGUCUAAUCUUCCAAGCUGCAAGACAGGUACAGUGUUGUUGACAUAGAGAUUGUUAACAGUGUUCCCUUCACCAAGGUCUUUCUGCCAAGCCUGUCUGCUUAUCUAGUCUGUCCUGCAAACAAUAAAGGAUCGAACCAUUAUAAAGAAUGAAUGUUUAUAAUAAUGAAUACUGAAUGAUGAAAUGAAAUACGUAAAUAAUCAUAUAAGUAUGAACAAGGGGUUAAAUGAAAUGUUUUGAUUAAUCUGUGCCUAAAUUAAUAAGGUUGAAAUGAAUGUGUCCUUGCAAUGAUUUGUUUGUUUUAUAAUCAGUCUACUUGACAAGCCCACACACACGUGCAUAUCUCCAUGACACAACGAUACAGAAAAUGCCACGACAAAUAGAGAUUUUCUAAUCAGAGCAUCUUCUAUCUGAAGGAGUAUUUCUGAGGUUUGUUUGGCAAAACCUCCUUAACAUGGCACGUUGUGAUUUGCCAGAAAUUCAUAACACAGGAAUUAAUAAAACUCAGAUCACUU
This is a messenger RNA of Nothobranchius furzeri (turquoise killifish), 1373 nucleotides long. RefSeq lists its product as uncharacterized. NCBI's taxonomy places the organism in Eukaryota, Metazoa, Chordata, Actinopteri, Cyprinodontiformes, Nothobranchiidae. The record is from RefSeq and is a predicted model, not a curated record.